Messenger RNA from Didymodactylos carnosus, 2300 nucleotides. The record is from the annotation of a GenBank genome assembly. Lineage: Eukaryota; Metazoa; Rotifera; Eurotatoria; Philodinida; Philodinidae.
GAUAUUGCGUCAUUUUGCAUUUGAUAAUAAGUUGUAUCUAUGGUAAAAUAGCUUUUAUCACUAUCAGACUUGUGGCUACAAAAUCAUGCUAAUAACAAUGUUAAACAACUAACGAGGAAAGGCCACCAAGUAUUCCCUCGCUUUUGAGCUGAGACUCAGUUGAACGGGGGUAAUCGAGCAUGCUGAUUCCGAAUUUCAUAAUGGUUUGGGCUAAUUUUGACUUUAAAGUCUCGGGUUUUCAAGCUGAAAAACUAUUUGCGCUAAAAAUGUUUUUGAUCUGUCCAAUUGAUAGAGCACGUAGCGAAACCUACAGAAAACCACUUUUAAAGGUUUCAUGAGAGGUUCUGAGCGAGUUUUCUACGUCAAAAACGUGCCCUAGCAAUUGGACCGAUCAAGGAAAUUUUUAGCGCCAAUGGUUUUUCAGCUUGAAAACCCGUGACUUUAAAGUCAAAAUUAGCCAUUAUGAAAUUCGGAAUCAGCAUGCUCGAUUACCCCCGUUCAACUGAGUCUCAGCUCAGAAGCGAGAGAACACUUGGUGGCCUUUCCGCGUAAGUCUAGCUUUUCCUCUUGUUGGUUUACUAAUCCUUUCUUAUUAACUAUUUUUUGUCUCUGGGUAAAGUUUUGUUUCUUAACUAUUAGUUUUGAUUUCUUUGAUAAUAAUAGGAUAUACUUCAUAUCUGUCAACUCUGGUUUUUCACAUUGCGAUCUGACUUAGUUGAUUUCGAAAUUUCAGAGCCAAGUAGUUAUGAUCCAGUUGACUUUCACACGAAACUGUCUAUGUUCAAUAGUUUUUCUAAAUAUGAUUUAAUAUUUCUAUGAUUUUUGCAAAGUAUUCUACUAUAACAUUUUUCCAGUAAAACCAGAACAGCUACUCUUUCGAUAAAUUUCCUUACGCUGUUGAUUUUUGUUUUGAAAACCUAAAUCUUAUGAAACACAGACUGAUUUUUGUCCUCUACAAAAUGGUCGAACCAGAAAAAUUAUAUGGAUUUAAUCCAUGGUUUUUCAAAGACCCAGUUUUCAGGAAACCGGUCAACAAAAGUCUAAGGACAGCAUAUUCAGAAUCAGCGUCAUCAGUUACAUAUAGUUUACCUAGGUUCACUGAACUAACGAUUUGCAACCUGGGGUACUUCCAUCGUCAGACGUGGAAUGUUAUUGUGCUCAAAAGGGAAUCUUUAAAAAACUUUCCGUUGGUACCGCAUCACUCUAACUGUGCGACGAAAGUAGCUGGUUUAUGUCCUUGUUUAACUAUCUAGAAAUGAAGCAUAUGCAAAUGAAACUCUAUGUGAAUGUAGUAGGCCCGGCAAAUUUGUCUAUCGUGUGAAUAUACAUUUAUAUCAAAUUCGACAUUUCAAGACACAAUUGAACAUCUAUUUAUGUUGAAACAAAAGUUUGUUUUUGGUAGUCAGUUAUUCGGCAAUAUAACAUGUUAUAAUACCUCGUUUCAAUGUGAUUAUGAUCUACUGUGUCUUGACUGGAGAAAUAUUUGCGAUGGUUGGUCUAAUAAAUUCUAUUUUCGUCACCUACUUUUAUUGAAACUUAAUAUUUCUGUUUUAGGUAAACAGCAAUGCGUCGAUGGCACUGAUGAAGGUCAUUGUGAACAGCCAGAAUUUAAUGAAUGUCAGCCAGACGAAUAUCGGUGUUCCAAUGGACAAUGUAUUGACAGAAUAUCCUGGCUUGAUGACGGAAAAUUCAUUGACGAACGAUCUCGAUAUGAUAAAGUGACGUCUAAACAGAAUCCACACACAAAGACAACUGAUUAUUGUGCAAGUUACAGGGACAAAAAUUAUGUAUGUGAAAAAGAUGAUACUAAAUCAAUGUGGACUGUGGACGAUAUUGGUGGAAAAGAAGAAGAUGCUCAAGAUCUAGUUGAAUUUAUGAAUAAACUACAUCCAAAUCUGAAAUUCACAUACGAAAUUGAAAACAAUUUUGAAUUACCAUUUUUAGAUGUGAAAGUUAUUAAAGAACGAACAAAAUUUGAAACGACUAUAUUCAAGAAAAGACUCACACCGGUCAGCUUCUUCACUGGACUUCAUGUCAGGCAAAGAAAUAUAAAAUUGGCUUAGUAAAAACAUUGACAUUUCGAGCUCUCUCCAUUUGUUCUUCAAAACAACUAUUGGAAGAGCAAUGUACUUUUAUUGAGAAAGCUAUGAUUCAGAAUGGUUAUCGAGUUAAUUGAUCAUACCGCCAAGGAAGAAAAGUGCUUCCUUUCGUGACUUAUUGACGUUUUUUUGCGGUCGUUUUUCCUUGCCUUAAAUAAAUUGCAAAAGUAUCGCAAUCAAUAAUUAUCCAUUCAAAAUAAA